Molecule: messenger RNA, 3015 nt
Organism: Durusdinium trenchii
Lineage: Eukaryota; Dinophyceae; Suessiales; Symbiodiniaceae
Source: the annotation of a GenBank genome assembly
AUGAGCACAGAGAAUUCACCCCAUGGAGAGGCUCAAGGCCAUGAUGAUCGGUGGAGAGAGCUUUUUCCUAUGCCUCUCUGCCCUGAAGUUCCGAGAGAGGCCGGGCUGUCGGUGAGUGCGCGUAGACGUCGAGCUGCCGUCCGUUCUAGAGUGGACUCUGUUAAUUCAAUCAUCAGAACCUUGAAUGAGAUGUACUCUCCUAGCCGAGAUGGCGAUUUUUCACAUGGUUUCGUAAGGACUAGAGCACAAGAGGCAUGUCAGCACGAGCUUUUUAGGGCGGUGGCCAACACAAAACCACUGUCAAAAGUUUUGAGUAUGCGUGAAGCUGUUCAAGAGCUUCUGCGAACAGACCUGUCCUACUCGGGCGAGGUUGCAACUACGGUGCGUCCCUACGACAGAGGCCUGCUUUCGAUUCCGUCGUGUGGCAACCAAGCCGUUGUUUUGAGCGACGUGUUGGAUGAUGUUGGCUGCGAGACAAUCAGGGACCCUCAUCGCUGCAUGUUGUUGGACGAGGAAGGAAAGCUUCGUUUGAUUUUGGAUUGCAGAGAAACAAACAGGAUGUUCAGAAAGCCGCCUGUGUUGGCAGCCAGAACAGGAGCUUCUUGGUCUCAGAUCAGGAUCCCCGACGGGGAACAGUUGUUUGUUGCACAGUCUGACAUUAAGGACUAUUUUUACAGCUUGCAGUUGCCGGUAGAUCUCAGAGCAUUGUUUAGCAUGCCACCUAUCCCUGGUGCCCUGCUCCGACAUUGGAAGGUGAGUGCAGAACUCGGUGGAUCCUUGAACACGGACGACUGGGUGCAUCCAAUGCUACGAGUGGUGCCCAUGGGGUGGUCGUGGGCGAUGUGGCUGUCACAAAGGGUGCAUCAGCAUCAAUCGCAAUUGGGGGCUGGGGUAUCUUGUGAUAGAGUUUUGGUGGAUGGAAAACCGGCGCCAAGCCUCAGCAAUGGCGAGGUACUUCUGCUGCCCUAUGCCGACAAUUUGAACGUCUGUGGCAUCAAUGCAGAGGCAGUGCAAAGAGCGAAAGACAGAGCAGUUGCAAGGUUGAGACAAGUCGGACUGACAGUACAUGAAGAGAUGGAUGCAAACAACACCUCACAAUCUUUGGGAUACAUGAUCGAUGGAGCAGUUGGCCAGGUGACACCUAUUCCAGAACGACUUCAUCGAGUUCAGCUGGCCUUCAAAUGGCUCUCCCGCAGGCCCCGAGUCACGGGAAGAGCUGUGCAGAGGUUGUUGGGACACGCAGUACAUUUCAUGAUGCUGAGGAGAGAGUUGUUGAGCAUUCCACAUCAUUUGUAUGCUUUCGUGCAACAAGCAAAUGGUCGAUGCAGGUUGUGGUGCAGUGCGGCAGUUGAAGCCAGAUGGAUUGGCGAACUCUUGCCUCUCUGUGCAACGGACCUGAGAAAACAGACUAGUGCAUUGUUGACAGCUUCGGACGCUUCGUUGUCGGGGGUUGCAGUUUGUACUAGAUUAGCAGAUGAGCAGUCAGUCAAAACUAUCGGUAGCUACAGGGAACGUUGGCGCUUCAAGGGCCGCAAUCCGGUGAAUCGACCUCGGCAGAACGCUUUAGGGGUUUUGGACCCGUUUUCGGACAUUGCUAGCGUAAAACCGGUUGGACAUGUCAGGGAUGACCCAUUUGAGCUGGACAACCAAUUCCCCGAGGUGCCCAAAAAUUUGUUGGAAAACAGUGACUGGUCUUUGCGGUUCUCUCAACGCAUGGUUUACAAGGAACAUAUCACAUUGCUUGAGGGAAGAGGCAUUGUUGCAACACUUCGACAUAAAUUUCGGAGCAUUCGUCAUUUUCAUCAACACCAUGUUCAUUUGGCAGAUAAUCUUGGCAUGGUUUUGGCUGUUGACAAGGGUAGAAGCUCUGCCCCUCAAAUGUUGAGGGGAAAACUUCUUCCAGCAAGCAAACCUCAGAGCACUGGCCAAAAGAGGAAACCAGUGCAAGUGGGUUGGAGCAACAGACAGUCCCUGCGCAAUCAGUUGCAGGGAAACAACAGAGAAGAAAGGGCAGACAAGCGACAGAAAUACAAAGAGACAGUGAGCCAGAUUCCUCGUUUUCAGGGUCAGUCUUUUCUUGAGAUGAAUGCAGUUUCAGAGGAGGUGGCCUCGGACUACAGGAUUCGCAUGGCUCGUUUCAAGGCAUUUGCCAAGCUGGAGCAGAUCUCUCUCCGAGGUCAAAAGAACUUGGACAAUGCAUUGAGCGCCUAUCUCAACGAGAUGUUCGAAGAUGGGGAAGACAUAGGGGAAGCCACAAAAACCCUCGCAGCAGUGGUGGACAGCGUCCCCGACUGCACCCAAAAGGGGAGCCUCCCACGCUCCCGCAGAUGCUUGCAAGGAUGGAACAGGUUGGACCCAGGGUCCACAAGGCCUCCAAUACCUUGGGAGCUGGUGGCCGCAAUCGUGAAUUUCAUGCUGGGAAGACAACAGAUCAACGAAGGGCUUCUGGUGUUGCUGAUGUUCGACGCCUACCUCAGACCGGGCGAGGCAAUCAGCCUCCAUCGGAGCGAUCUGGUGGAGCCUACGGUGCAGCAUCCAGUGUUUUGCCUAAACCUCAAUCCCUCCGAAAGGGGCGCCAGCUCGAAGACGGGGCUUUCAGACGAAACAAUAGUCCUGGACGGAAGGGAAACACCAUGGAUGGGCUUGCUGCUCCGCAGACACCUGGAGAGCCACAAGGCACAAAAGUUGUUUCCAAUAGAGUAUCGGCAGCUCAAAGACGCUUGGCAAAAGGCUCUUGUCGGCUUGCAGUUGUCGAGCAAACAUUGUGUGCUUUAUCAGUUGAGGCACUCAGGGCCUUCGCACGACAGGAUGACCAAGGCAAGGAGCCUCGGGGACAUCAAGAAGCGUGGCAGAUGGUUGAGCGACUCUUCGGUUCGGCGCUACGAGGCAGCAGCGCGUUUAAACCAGGAGUUUCAGAAGUUGCCCAGGCCAGUUCAGACAAAGGCUUUAGCUGCUCCUCAACUCCUACAACAGUGGGUCCAAAGCUUUUUCAGCCGGAAAAGAAGAAGGAUCUGA